Argiope bruennichi is the source of this 3496-nucleotide messenger RNA. RefSeq names its product exportin-4-like. The transcript is spliced from 24 exons. Lineage: Eukaryota; Metazoa; Arthropoda; Arachnida; Araneae; Araneidae. Bases 93 to 3479 code for a protein of 1128 amino acids. The record is from RefSeq and is a predicted model, not a curated record. Gene Ontology annotation, cellular component: nuclear pore; cytoplasm. Gene Ontology annotation, molecular function: small GTPase binding; nuclear export signal receptor activity. Gene Ontology annotation, biological process: protein export from nucleus.
AUCAACUGUGUUGAUUUUGUUGUGAAAAUUUUAUCUAGCGGUAUGGAAAUGGUUGUUGUGGUAAAAAUGUGAGUUGUUUUGAAUGUGGAGAGAUGGCUGAACAAGUUAUGAGAGAACUCGAGGCUUCGGCUGAGAUUCUUUUGGCUCCUCCAAAUGUGAUUAAUAGUGAACAGCGUCAUUGUGCUGAGUUAGUUUUCUUGAAUUUUCAGAAAACAAAAAAUCCUUUCCAUUUAUGCCAGUUUAUUCUGGCUAACAGUAAAUCUGAUUAUGUACAAUUCCAAGCUGCGUCUCUUUUAAAGCAAGCUACAAUAAGAGAAUGGAAGCUAAUGGACAAAGCUACCAUAGAGCAGUUGCGUUCUGGUUUACUCAACUUUGUUCUUCAAAAUACGAAUUUGCAAAAUUAUGUUCGAGAACAGUUACUUCUUGUUGUGGCUAUCAUGGUUAAACGCAGCAGUGUUGAAGAAGGCUCAGAAAUUGUUGCUGAUUUUCUAACAGAAGUGUCGCGUCUUAUAACUAGUGGAGAUCCUACAAUGCAAACCAUUGCUUGUUCUAUUUUAACUGCCCUCCUGAAUGAAUUUUCAAGUUCUACCAGAGCUAGUGACGUUGGACUUACUUGGGAAGCGCAUCUAAUGGCAAAAAAGAAAUUUGAGAGAACAGAUUUGAAACGGCUAUUCCAGUUUUGUCUCCAAGGGCUCAGCGAGUUAAACAAGGUUGUUCCACCUAUCCCACCAGAUACUGCUAAAUUGUUUAAAAAAUUUCUGAUUAUUGCUGAACAAGUUCUCACUUGGAAUUUCCAGUUUGCUAUGUUGUUGCCCAGAAAACUGGUUGGAAUGUUUGAAUCUCAACAGAGUCCAGCUCUAAGACCAAAUGCUGAAUGGCAUGAUGUUUUUCUGGAUCCAAAUGUCAUGGGACUGUUUUUUAAGCUUCACUGGCAAAUUCGAGAAAAUCCUGAUUUAUGCCAUCAUACUCUACAAUGUUUUCAUCAGCUGGCUUCAUUGAAUGGUUCUGUUGUUAAUAAGAAAGAAGAUAGGUGCUCUUAUCUCAGAUGGCUUAUUGAAAAUUUAUUGAAUCUUGUAUCUAGUGGGCCUUUGAAAGAUUUUGAAGCUAUUGGAAUUUCUAACAUGAUCAGUCGAUUACAUGUUUUCUUCCCUGCUCCAUACAUCUGUACUUUGCCAGUUGAAUUACUACAAGCAUAUCUUGUAAAACUCACAGAACUAACAUGCCAUUUUGCUGAGCGGGCUGCACAAGAAGAUGAUGCUCAAGAAGACAAAGUAUAUAUGGAAGCUUUUGAGCACAUAACUGAAGCAUGGUCAACCAUUUUACAAGACAGUCAGUAUUUUCCUGCUGAACUCCUUAGGCAAUCAGCCAUCCAAAUAUUUAAUCAUUAUUUAAAGACCCAUCUUUCACCUCCAGAUGGUGCAAGAAUACCUACCCCUAAUGCUCCUGUUGAAAUUGAUGAAAUUGAAGAAGAUGAACGUGUUAAAUAUCGUGAUCAAUUAUCAGCUAUUGGAGUAUUUGGUAGACUGAUUACAGACCACAGCAUUCCUAUUUUAGUUAAACUUCUCGAGGAUAGAAUUACGAGGCUGCAUGGGCAGCUUCAAAGAAUCCAUCAGCUUGCGGGAGCAGCUAAUGAUGAUACUUCUAUUCUUGAUUGUCUUAAUGAAGAUCUACAUUGGCUUAUCAUGAUUUCUGGACACUUGCUUACAUCUAUUAGUGAAGGAGAAACUUCCCUUAUUCCUAUAGAGAUUAUUCGUUUUUGUGCAUCACAAGCUGAUAAUAUUAAUCUUCAAACCACUCUUCAAGUUCUUGCUUCUCCUACACACCGAGCAUCUGACAUUCCAGGAGCUGAACAAACUACUGAUCCAGUUGUAAGGCUCAUUUCAGCUGUUUUCCGUAUGUGUGAAGUUGAAAAAAGGGCUCUGGAAGCUAAUUUGACCCAUCUGUUAAGUCCAGAAGUAUCGUUGACUUUAGUGUGGUUCCUUGGACGGUUUUCUGUUUGUUAUCUUUUGCCCAAUGAAACAUAUUACAAUGAGAUGAGUGUGAUAUUAACUCAGGCAUUUGGAAAAGAUACUGAAGCUGGUUUGUGGACUUUGGAUUAUGUUAUCGGAAAACUGGAAUCCAAUUUGUCACUUUGGUCUAGUGAAUCAAAAUUGGUCAUAGAGACUGCACACACUCUUACAACAGUAUUAAAUAAUACAGAAAGAGGGGAUAAAGCUAUUCAGUGUGCAUCCCUCAUAAAUUUGGUUAAGAAACAGUCAAAUGGUAUAUACCAAAACUUGCCUACAGCAGCUAAGCGCUCGAUACUUAAAUCUUUGGUUAUUGUUGGGACAGCAAACAAAGUGGCUGAAGUUAAAGAAAAAUAUUGGGCAGAACUUUUAAAACCACUUCAAGACAGGUUCCAAGUUGUCAUGUGCAAUCCAACUUUCCCACAAACAUAUCACACCAAACAGGCCCAAAGUGAAGUAAUGGAUUUAAUUGAAUGCCUAACGGGUGUUGUUGAUGGCUGCACUUUGACUAAUUUGAAUGACCUUCUGCCGGUUCUAAAUCCACUGUUUGAAAACUUGGUGAAGCUUGUAGACCUGUACCAUAACUAUAGAGAAAUUGUUGUGAUGAUUUUCCAAGUUUUUUGUGUUGCUGCUAAGAGAAUAUUAUGUUAUUUAAAUCAGGCUGGUGCAAAAAUUCUGUAUGAGUGUUGCAUUAAUAUGAUUCGUGUAUAUGCAAAACAUAAUACAGGUAAACUUAGUAGGGAAGCAAGUGCUGAAGAAGAUCAGUAUCAAGAUAUUUUACUUCUGAUGCAAUUGUUGACUGAAUUAUUAUUUAAGGAUUUUAUUGAUUUCCCUACAGCUGGUCUAGAAGACCCAGAAUCUCCAAUAUCUGCUGCAGAUGUUUCUUUGUAUGGUCUUAGCAUCAUCAUGCCCAUGAUGAGUGCAGAUCUUCUAAAUUUUCCGAGUUUGUGUUUACAGUAUUUUAAACUUGUUAUUUCUGUUUGUGAAGUACAACCAGCUAAAAUAUGUCAAAUACCAGCUGAUUUAAUGAAAUCCUUGUUAUCAUCCAUUGAGUUUGGGUUAACAUCCUACACAUCUGAUGUUUCUGCAUUAUGUUUGGAUUUCUUAUCAAUCCUGGCUCUGCAUAUUCACCGAGCGAAUCUUCAAGGUUCGCCUAUACAUGCAGCUUUAGAACCAUUUUUAAAGCUGGUUUUUGACAUGUUGUUACAUCAGCCCUUGGAUGCAGAUCUGACUCAAGCUGCAAGUGGAACAUUAUAUGCUCUAGUUUGUUGUUAUCAGACAAAGUACAAAGAAUUGGUUCAAGAGCUUAUUAAUUCCCAAUCAGAUCCUGUUACUGCACAAAGACUUUUGACAUCAUUCAAUAAUUUAUCUGCCAACAUGACAUUGUCUUUAGACCGUCACAGUCGAAUAAAAUUCCGAGAUGAUUUUGAGAAGUUUAUUACAGAAGUUCGAGGGUACCUUUGUGUUAAAUAAAUUGCAUGAUUUUAAAA